This is a messenger RNA of Malus domestica (apple), 2388 nucleotides long. The record is from RefSeq and is a predicted model, not a curated record. Lineage: Eukaryota; Viridiplantae; Streptophyta; Magnoliopsida; Rosales; Rosaceae.
UUACUCUUGUAAUAUCAAGUUCUGUAAUUUUCUCCACUUUUUGGUUCAAAGAUUUGAUUUUCUCUAUUAUUUUUACUCCAGUUCUGUAAACUCCAUUCCCGCAAGUCCUUGUUAUUGCGGGAAUGGAGUUUUUGGCUUCGUAGGUUUGAGUUUUUAGCUCAGCAUGAAUUAACAAAUAUGUUCCAAGUUGGCUAUGGCAUAAUACCUUGCAAUCUUAGGCCUUGUUUGGUGUGAAGGAUUAGAUGGGAUUGGAUUGGACUGGAUAGAGAUAACUGCUAAAUUCAAUGUUUGUUGAAUGAAAAAAAAAUGGAUGUCGCUCCAAGUUUGCUUCUAGAUGGAAAACUGUAAUUGGGUUUAUGUGCUUUAGUGAUUUAUGAACUUUUGCAGUGCUGCUUUUUUAUUUUGGCUGAGCAAACUGGGUUUUUAUAAGUCAUGAUUUUUAUCGGUUUUGAAAAUUUCUUCAAAACCCAUCAACAAUUUUAUUUUUGAUCAUUGUCACCGGCCGUGUAAGUUUAUCUUGCGCUGCCAGUCUCAAGCCAGGAAAGGGCAUCAGAGAUUGGAGGGUCUUCUUAAACUACAAGAGAACAGAGAAUGCGCAGACUGCAAAACCAAAGCUCCACGAUGGGCUAGCGUGAAUCUUGGUAUCUUCAUAUGCAUGCAAUGUUCAGGGAUCCACAGGAGUCUUGGGGUACAUAUAUCACAGGUGAGAUCUGCCACUUUGGAUACAUGGCUCCCAGAGCAGGUUGCGUUUAUCCAAUCUAUGGGAAACGAUAAAGCGAAUAGCUAUUGGGAAGCCGAGUUGCCUCCUAAGUAUGACAGAGUUGGAAUCGAGAAUUUCAUUCGAGCAAAGUAUGAACACAAAAAAUGGGUUCCUGGGGAUGGAAAAGCGAAAUCACCUGCGAGGGUGAGUGAGGCAAUGACUUCCGUUUAUAGAGCGAGACCUGAAACUAGUACUCAACAUGUCCAUUUGAAAAAGAUGGAACAGUUUUCUGAGGAGCAGAAAGGUGCUCGUACACACGUACAUCUCUUGGUUCCUUUCUCUGUUGAUGGUGUUGAUGAAAGUAAGCUUGUUGGUCUUGGUGGACAGAUCAGUCAUGAUCCAAAACCACAAGCACUUGUGCAGAAACCAAAACAACAAGAACUUGUGCAGAAACCAAAACAACAAGAACUUGUGCAGAAACCAAAACAACAAGAACUUGUUCAGAAACCUAAACCACAAGAACUUGCACAGGAACCAAAACCAGUAGUCUUGAAAGUUGAACCAGCAAGUGAGGCGGGUAGUGUUAGGCCCGUUUCAGUACCAGUUAAAGUGGAUUAUGCUACUCAUUUGUUCAAUUUGCUAUCCAUGGAGGAAGCUGUAGAAAAUGACUCAGUGAUAUCUGCCAACACGAAUACAUUGGCUGGUAACCACGCAGUUGAAACAAAGUUGACAGAAGAGAAAAGUAAAAGGCCAGAAUCAUCCGAAAGCAAGAUUCAACCAAAAUAUGGUGGUCUCGAGGAUUUAUUUGUACAUCCAACCCCCGACACUCAACCGUUCUCAAUGAAACCUCAGAAUUAUGUGCAGAAUGACAUUAUGAACUUAUUCGAGAAGUCCAGUGUGGCUUCUCCAUCCUCUGUGCAUCAACAGCAACUUGCAAUGCCAUACCAACAACAGGCAUUACCCAUGGCGACUGUGGCGAAAUCUAGUGGAUCCCAUUCCGUUCCUGCAAACGUACAACCUGGCUCCCAUUCUAUCCAGCACUUACCCGCCCGAAAUGGGCAAAGCAUUGGUCGCCAAGUUCCUGGAUACCUGGUACCUGUUCAUCCUCAACAUUAUCCUCAGAUUGGAAACAGCUAUCAUACACGUCCGGUAGAGAAUACAGUUCCUUUCCAAACAUCAAGCAUGUACAGGACGAGGCCAGUAACACCAAUUAAUGGUGUCACAAACAUCAGAGCUAAUGGAUUUUCAUCAGCGUCACCAAUAUCUUCUUUCCCUUCAACUAAGUCAGGAAGCGAUUUCGAUUUCUCAUCAUUAACUCAAGGAUUGUUUACCAAACGGUGAGCAGUUGCUCCUGCUGCGAGUAAAACGAGCCGCUCCAAUCAAUCAUCGGUGAUUCUACAGAAUGAAAGAAAUUGAUGGAGAAUUAUUGGAGCAAUAGUAUUUUAGAUGAUUCCUUCCUAAGAUGUUGAUUUCAAUUGUAUCAGUAGGCCUGUCUCAGUAAAUUUGGGUUCAUAUUGCUUGGAAUGAAUUCACCUUCUUUUAGUUGCUUGUAAUUAGGCCUUUUCAUCUCUGUUAAAUGACGAAAACUAGGAUUAAACGUGUUCAUCCCAGCACGCGAGGUCAUGUUCAUUCCCUUCCCCUUUAUACAGAUCACGAUUGACUAAAUACGAUCCAUAUUCAUUUUUGUU